ACAUUUUGCUUCUCUCUUUCUCUUUUUUUUUUUAGUAAUAUAUUAUCAAUGGAACAUCCCUCUUCUUGCCCUACCAUUACUACAGUAACCUAUGUCGAUCCUAAUGAUGACAACAAUGAUAUAAACAAGGUGCCUUAUAUCGAAGAUCAUCAAAUUGAACCAAUCUUUUGUGAAUGCUGUGGAGUUGAUAUCUCGCUAUUUGCUUUUGGUGUAGGUUUUCUACUUGAUCAAGCUCACUUAAACCACAACAUACACACAAUUAACACACAUACGCACACACAUACACACUCUCCCUCUCUCAUUUCGUAUUUAUUCAGCAUGAUUCCCCCUCUCCUUUUAUUUCUGUUUUCAAAGAGAUACCCUCAAUGCAACACUAAUGAUAACAGCAACAACAGCAAUAACAGAAGCAUACUACACGCACACAUGACAUUCUUUUAUGCAACCUUUGUAACUAUUAUUGUCACAGACAUCCUUUAUUCAUGUACAUAAAAAUAAUAAAAAAAAAGCACUAAAGCCCUUGCAUGAACUUUAUUAUUAUUUCCCCAUUUACUUUCGAGCUGAUAUACAAUAAUUCGCAUGAAAAAAAAAAAAAAGAGUUUAUUUUUGCG
Rhizopus microsporus ATCC 52813 is the source of this 608-nucleotide messenger RNA. RefSeq lists its product as uncharacterized. The transcript has 2 exons. Bases 49 to 489 code for a protein of 146 amino acids. Lineage: Eukaryota; Fungi; Mucoromycota; Mucoromycetes; Mucorales; Rhizopodaceae. The record is from RefSeq and is a predicted model, not a curated record.